Sclerotinia trifoliorum is the source of this 974-nucleotide messenger RNA. Lineage: Eukaryota; Fungi; Ascomycota; Leotiomycetes; Helotiales; Sclerotiniaceae. The record is from the annotation of a GenBank genome assembly.
ACAAUUAUUUGAACUUUUGAGGUAUCAGCAACAGUGACUUACAGAGCAGAAGAAGUCAUUGGGUUUGGAGCUGAUGAUCAUAAGGUAUAUAUUCUGUCCCCGGACCUUCUUACUCCAUAUCCGCGCGCUGCGCUUCCCAAUUUUGCCCCUUUGCCAUCAUUCAAUCCUCUUCCAUCAACAAUAACCCCUCUAACCUCUGCCACAGACAACUAUAACCACAAACACAAACACACCACAUCACCACCACCCACAAUGUCCACCACUACCGCCGCCCCCCUAACACGCACUCUCAUCUCCUCCAACAAGCUGUCCCCAACCCUCCGCCAAAUCGGCAAAAACGCACCCAAAUCCAUUUCCAAAACAUCUCCCUCCUCAUCCAAACCAGCCUUCGUCCAAAAACCCUGGCAAACCUCUCCCCCUCCCACCCCAACCUCCUACUUCCGCAUAACACUCGCACGUUCUGCAAUUGGUCUCCCCAAGAAAUCCUCGCGCGUGUUGAAAUUUCUCGGCCUGCACAAACGAACAGCUUCUGUGUAUCAUCCUGUUUCUUCGGAUAUAGCGGGUCAGAUUAUGAAGGUUAAGGAAUUGGUGACGGUAGAGGAGACGAAGGAGAGGAUGAGUAAGAGGCAAGAGAGGGAGAGGAGGAGGCCGGAAGCGGGUUUCUUUGUUGAGAGGGCGUUGCAGGAGGAGGUGAUGGUUUGAAGGAGUGGGAAGGGAUACGAAACGGGAAUUCAGGAAUGGAGAUGCUGUCGGAGAAUAGGAUGCAAAGGUCAGGGGAGCAGAUUAGGAUUGUGAUGCAAGGAUAAAAGGGCGACACCAUAUAUGAACCUGCAUGCGCUCAUUGAGCAUAGAAGGCUAGUUUGUUCACAUCAAGAUGGCGGCGAUUGAAAUAGGGAUUAUCUUCAUUGUACGAGGAAUUUAGACCAACACUAGCCAAUAAUACCACUCAAGAUACUUGUUCUCAAACAGUUGCG